Suillus bovinus is the source of this 634-nucleotide messenger RNA. RefSeq lists its product as uncharacterized. Lineage: Eukaryota; Fungi; Basidiomycota; Agaricomycetes; Boletales; Suillaceae. The record is from RefSeq and is a predicted model, not a curated record. Bases 108 to 437 code for a protein of 109 amino acids. The transcript is spliced from 4 exons.
UGAGUGUGGAUGGAAUGGCUCUUUGCACUGGUAGUUGGGAUAGCACUCUCAGGGUUUGGGCAUAAUGGAAACUGGACUAUCUUUUUCGUCAUCUUGCUAUAUCCUCUAUGCUCACCUGCGUGCGGCCCUUGCGGCGUACGCCUUCGAGUCGGUCCUUACUCAUUAUUAGUUUCAUGCUCGCUGGUAUACAUAUAUUGUCUCUCAGGUCAUCUGCUGCUAUCCAGAUAUUAUUCCUUGAUGUUCUUUUCUCCCGACCCCUAUUUAGUGAUGAAUUCAAGUCGUCAUUCAAAUCGGUGCUAGGUCAAACGUUUCUUACUUGCUGCAUUUCCGUUUUGCUCGAGAUGACGGAUACUGACGCGAUUGAUUCAGCUGUGCCACUCGAUUUGAGGAUGGUUGCGCCGCGAAGGCGCUUGGGCAACCUGAUGGGCCAUGCUUAGCAGAAGGAGGCGGCGAUAGCUGGCCGCAUUGAACUUAUGACUUCCGAUCAACCACCGAUGCCCUACCGACUGAUACCAGGUUGCCACUCUUUCCGAGUCAGUCAUAUACUAUAACAGCUUUUUCUUGGCAGGAAGCCGCGGUCUCAGGGUAUGUUCAUACAAAGUUCCCCUGCUGAGUCGCCUUGGAGUCGCCUACG